AUGGACAUCAAGCGAUGGCCGCAAGAGUCCAGGCAGAUCGUGCGGUGUUCGCCAACCUGUCGUUUUGAGGGCUACCAAGACACUCUAUACGUCCAAGCCCACAAACAGUUCUACGAGAGCUGCAUCGUUAGUGGCACAAUUGACUUCAUCUUUGGUGAUGCAGCUGUGGUGUUCCGGAACCGCAUCAUGGUUGUGAGGAAGCCAAAUGACAACCAGCAGAACAUGGUGACAACACAAGGGAGAGAGGACAAGCAACAAGCCACUCGGAAUUGUGCUCCGAAGUGCACAAUCAAACCUGAUGACAAACUGGUCCCGAUAAAGGACAAGAUCGGGAGCUACCUUGGAAGGCCAUGGAAGGAGUUCUCAAGAACCAUUGUGAUGGAAUCAGAAAUAGGUGACUUCAUUCACCCUGAUGGAUGGACAGCUUGGAAUGGAGACUUUGCUCUCAAAACAUUGUACUAUGCUGAGUAUGGCAACACAGGACCUGGUGCCACCACCAAUAUGCGAC
Messenger RNA from Sphenostylis stenocarpa, 508 nucleotides. The record is from the annotation of a GenBank genome assembly. NCBI's taxonomy places the organism in Eukaryota, Viridiplantae, Streptophyta, Magnoliopsida, Fabales, Fabaceae.